CUCUUUUCUUUACCUUCGUGGUACGCACGUUAGGGAUGGCUUCGAGAAGGGGGUACCAUACAUGAGUAAGCACUCUUUAUUGGUUAGCGUUCCACCAACUAUCGCCUCCAGUUGUUCUCUCUCCCCUUAAUGUUUGGGUCCUGGCUAGUACUAUAGAAGACUACCCGUUGGACUCAAGCUUCUGGAUGGGAAGGGUGGUGAACUCAACUUGCUGUUGGGCGUCCUGCCAUUUUCUCUGUAGUUCAAGUACGUUUCAGCGAAGACGACUAAUAACAAGACAGACAUCUACCCUCUUGCUCCAUAUACCUUGGGAGCUACAAGCACACUAGCGCCACGAACGACUUCAGGGGACAACAUAGUGAAUGAGUGUGCAUGCGAUGCUACCAUUUCCGUGUACGUAUUUGCAUGUACACGCACACAAUCAUAUUUUAAUGCUCCUGUGAAUCGUUGAGGGCGUUUCAACCAUGUCGCCUGCAACAGGGUGGGAGCUGUCUGUCUUGUUAUUAGCCGUCUUCGGUUUCAGGAAACCGUGGCAGUAACGGAAUCCCACAUCCUUUCAACAAUGUUGUCCGGAGUGAUAUCUCUACUGUAUAUCUCCUGCAUAUUCGACCUUUGCUCCACGAAAGAGCACAUGCUCCACGAAAGAGCACAUGCUCCACGAUCUCGUCGCAGUGUGUGCAGUCUGGACAUGCGGGGAGCCUGCAUGUCGAAAUCCGUGCAGAUACCACUUAACCCUGAUAAAAAGUAUCAUAAAAAAACGAUAAAUUUUAUUGUUACAACACCAUUUUUUCGAAAAAUAUUCACCAUUAAACAUAUUGAAAUUUACACAACACACUCACCAUCACCCCUAUUGUUCUAUACCAUUCGGCGAAUGGUAAAUGGCACUUUUACAAUAAAAAAUGGUGGUCGUUAUGUAUCUUAACCAUAAAAUUUUGAGAAAAUUUUCAUACACUUUUUCGCGAAAAACAAUAGAAUGUAUUGUGUUUUUAUGAGACAUUUUUAGAGCAAUUUUCAAAAGAAAACAAUAUAUCUUAAUGUUUUUUCAUUGUUCUUACAAUACAAAUACAAUUAAUUGAAUGGCGUCAAAUGAAUCGUUGUUACAAUAAAAAUACAAUAAUAUUUGUUGUUAUUUGUAAGCAGUUUUCGUUUUUGAAAAUCCAUAGAAUUUAUAUUUCCCGCUAACAUUUAUAUCCAGCAUUUACGAGCACUAACGUCCGCCAGAAUGAUAUGCACAUUUUAUGAUAAGAAUCAAACACUCUGAUGUAUGUCUGGUAUGUAUUGUUUGGCAGCUGUUGAUAAGAUCUAUCUUCAAUCUUUUCAAAUAACUGCCAAAUAUCACAAGUCAGACCUCAGGUCGUAUGAUCCAUACCAUAAAUCGUUCACAAUUCAUGUGGCCAUUAGUAUCUGUAAAUGCUGGAGAAAAAUGUUACCGAGAAAUAUGAAUUCUUUGGUUUUUCAAAGGCGAAAUCUGUUUACAUAACAACAAAUAUUAUUGCAUGUUUAUUUUAACAUCGGUUCAAUUGACCCCAUUAAACUAAUUGUAUUUGUAUUGUUAUCAAUGGCAGUUUACUAUUUACUAGAUUCCUUUAAUUUAUUGGAAAACAUUAGAAAAAUCAUUGUUCAUCUUUUUCUUGUCUUAACAUCCUCACUUGGCUAAACCUGCUUUUCAGCUAGUUUUCUAUAAGUAUUAUCGUCGCACCACCAAAUCGAAGUCGUCGCUAGAAGCACAUGCGAAGUUACAGCUGCGAAGUAAAUUUGAAUCUAUUUUUUCUGUUGCGCAUCAUUAAGCUAAUUAAGAGCAACAAUAUGCACUAAUCCAAAUUGAGUUGCGACAUUUCUAAGUAGGUUAAAAAUCAAUUUUCGCACGUUCGGUCAUUUCGUAUUUCGACCAAAAGCAUAAUACUUCCUCAGUUAUUCAUUGAGAGCUUCCUCUGCCAACACGGCUUGACGUCUGUCAGUUUUAGCGAAUAACAUUCGAUAACCGAAACAUCUACUGUACUCAAAUUUAAAACGAAAACUAUAAAAAAUAUGUCAAGUGAUUUUGUAUUUGAUUAUACAAACAUGAUCCAAGCAACAAUAAUACUUAUUGUUAUUCAAUUGUUACAAAUUGUUUUUAAGUGUAAUUGAGAAAUAAACUCUUUUUUAAUAAAAAGUCCAUGAGAACUUUGCAGGCACUUUUGCAACUAUUUAAAAACAUCUUAAAUUAAUUUUUACUGAUAGUAACUUUAAAUUAUUAUAGAACUAUUGAAAAACAAUCGAAUCAAUCAGUCACUAAUAAAGCUAAUGUUCACUUAUUGUACGAACUAUAUGGGCUUGAUUUCUAUUGUAAAAAGUAACAAUAUAUCUACUAUGUGUUUUAUUGUGAACAAUAAAACCAGUCAUUUGUUAAUAAUAUUUACCAUGUAAAGAAUGGUAAUUUUUUAUCCGGGAAACCAUCCAUUACCUGACAGAAAUUGUGCCAAACGAAAGUUCACCUCGCCUGUGAUGAACACUGCCUGUUGUUCCACUCGCUCUACCGAUCACUUCAAAAGACAAACGAAGUCCAUCAAAACAGAAUCGACUCACGCCACAGCAACUCAAGCUAACCUUCGUUCGAGACAGAUUCCCCUACAUCCAACAGCAGCGAUCGUCCCUUCGGCUUGAACCAAGCGAUGAAAAACGAAGCAUCUCCUAGAUGAUUUUUUGUUCUCCGCCUUAUAUUCAUAUUUAUAUGGCGUGCUUUAUUUGUGUUUGUUGCGCCAUGCAAUACUACUAAACAAAUCGACCUUCACCUUGCCUUGUCAGAUGACAGUCAUCCAGCAGUGAGUGACAAGGCUCUGCGUCUGAAUGACUGGUGACGCGCCUUGAGCUGAUGUGAGAUUUACAAACGAAGAGCGUGGCGGGAGCUCCCACCGUAUCAGUGCGUUCGUCGCGAAUGUGUUUGUUAGCGGCAAAGAGACGGUUGGCUGUUGCGUUGAUGGAAGAAGGCGGCAAAUGUAGAUGUUGCGGCUUUUUUGAGUCAAGAUGGUGAUGGUGCACAAGACUGUGUGUGAGUGCCAGCUGGUUCGACUUCAUCCAGUUCUCCACUAUGCCAAUGCAUGCACCGCUGUUAGUUCUACUUCUUCUAUCGACUCGCCGUAUACCGUGAGGGUAAUGUCAUCGGCAAAGCCGAUCAGCUUUACGCCCGGUGGAAGUGUGAGCCUCAAUACGCCAUCGUACGCCGCGUUCCAUAGUACCGGGUCCAAGAUUGACCCUUGUGGUACUCCCGCGGUGAUGUUGUAGCUGCUCUCGCCUUUCUCGGUGUCAUAGAUUAGCACCCUAUUCUGGAAGUAGCUCUCCAGAAUUCGGCAUAGGCUACCGGGGCGCACUCGAUGGCGGCCCAGCGGCCACUGUUGAACGCAUUCAAUAGCGGAUUCCCGUUCGCUUCUUUUGGAGUUUUGGUUGCAGCCCUUAUAGCGUCCACCGUCGAUCGAUCCUUCCGGAAGCCGAACUGGUUAUCCGAGAGGCCAGAAUAAUCGGGUCCCAACAGUUUACCGGUGGUGUUCAGAAGGCAGAUAGGGCUGUAUGCAGACGGGCCGCCAGGUGGCUUUCCGGGUUUGGGCAGCAGAGCCAAUUUUUAACUUUUCUACCUAAUUGGAAAUUCGCAUCUGUACAGGCACAUCUGCACAGCUAUUUUGAACAUGUUAGGGCUAGCCUCGAUGGCCGCCUUGGUGGCUAGUGUCGGGAAUAACUGACGGGAUACCGUCCGGACCCGGAGCCUUGUUAAAAUUAAGCGACUUCGCUAUUGCGAUGAGCUCAUCAUUCGUCACCGGGGCGACCUCGUUAUAGGGGACGGGGGCCCAUGGUCUUGUACCGUAGUGCGGGAACAACGUAUCCACGAUCUUCAGCAGUAUCUUGGGGGAGCGUUCUGGGGGUGCUGAUACGCGCUUUGUUUUGGACACGACUACUUUGUAGGCAGGCUUGGCAGAAACUCCCUCGCGAGAAAAUGAGGAAGCGAUUUCGGCGAUUUUCUGAGGAGUGAAAAUAAAACUCAGGAAUCACAACGCAAAUCCUCAACAGCACCGAGCGCGAGCUUGCCGCGCAGCGAGGAAUAAGGCAAUCCAUGAGACAGAUGCGAUCAGCUGAUUUUAUUUGUUUACCAUGUAUUUUUGACAAUCGAUGAUCGGGGUGACAGUUGAACACAUAGGAAUUUGUUAAGCACCGACGACACUUGACGAAACUUUGUUAAGUUGUACUCACACUGUGUUUACAGUUUUGGCUGUCACCCCCAUCGCGAAAAGUCGUCAUGGAUUGCCUUAUUCGUUCAACACUCAUAAUUGCUUGUUGUGUUUCUCACGUCCACUCACACUCAAAAAGCUCUCGCGAGUUCCACUCCCAUACAAAGAAAGACUCUCGAGGCGGAUAUCGCACCCAAAAACCCGAAAUAAUCAUCGGCUCUUUUUUCGUUCCCCUCUUCCUCGCUCAGUUUUUAUUGCCUCUCUGUUUGGGGUUCGUUCGCUCCCUCGCGACGAGGCAAAAGCAAAACACCGCUCUAGAGCAUGUUGCAAAACUCUUUUGAUUUCGAGGAGGAUUAUCAAGCCUGUUUGUAGGCAUCACCUCAAAGGGCCGUGUUGGUGCCUGGCAGAGAUUUGUUCAAUGCCAAUUAAGUCGGCAUGUAGGCCUUACUUCGCUUCAUUCUUCUCUCACGCAGAAAAAUGGCGCUUGUUUAAAACAAUAAAACGCAUGGUUGAUUUUCAAACUGAGAAUUUACUUAUUCCUAAGUUAUAUUUAAUUGUUUUCAUUUAGGGUUUAUCGAUAAAAACAACCGAUUACCAUCAUUUCAUAUAAUGUCAAAAAUUUCAUUUGUUUCAACAAAAUAAAAACCAUAAACAUGGUCCGAAACUUGGUCCGAAAGCACUCACACACCUAUAAAAUGCUUACCCCAACAUCGCCACAACGAAGAAGGUGCAGCAAAUCCAUCACGCCAACUUCCAAGUGCAGCUUUGGUCGUGAUGGAUAACGCGCAGGUACUCUCAACAGCAUCCACAAAAAGUUGAUCGGCUUCGCCUUUUUGUCUUUUUUUAGUCCCCAUCCGCUCACCGACGGUCUAAAAAUAGAUUUCCGAGCUGCCGCAGGAGCUGCCGUCACCAACACAAUCACAUUCCGGCUUUGUUAGUCACAAAAGUGCAGCCGUUUAAAACAAUAUGUUAUUUUAUGUUGAAACUACCAAAUCUCUGUUUGUUCUAACAAACAGUCAAAAAUUUCGUCAAAUGAAAACAUUUGUAUUAUCAAACAGUUGCAACAGUUCAGUUUAAACCAGAAAUCAGUUUGUCGCUAUAGUAAACUGAAAAAUCGGUUGAUUAGAACUAGAAUUUAAUUAUGUUUACAAUUUAUUUUUCUGCGUGCUCAUCGAUGCGAGCUUUUUGUAGCUCUUAGGCAGGAUGCGCGGAAUUUUGCGUUUUCUGGGCACCACCAGUAUACCGGUUUGCGUUCAUUUCUGGGUAGGGAUCGUCUUGGCAUUGUGGCCUCACAUUCACGGCUUAGGGUUCCGACUAGAUAGAUCGUCGGUAUUACCCUCCAUAAGCAAUCGCUCCACAAAUGCCGGCUUAUCAAAUCGCGAUGUCUGCCAUCCCCGAUGGCAACCUUCGGCUGUUGCCGUUUUCCUCCAUAUUCCACCUGUAUCGAAUCGCCAGAUGAUCACUGUGCGUUUAUCCAUCGUUGACCCUCCGGUACGAACUAGGGUUUUUUAGACUCUGGCUCCAGAAGGUUACGUUGAAGGCAUUGAAGUCUCCGCUGAUGACCACGGGACUCAAUCUCACUAGUGCGCUUGAUAGUGAAUCCAGCAUAAACGAGAACUGGUUUAUCGACCACCUGAGAGGGGCAUAACAACUGCAGUAGUACACCCUGUUGAUCUUAGCUAUUGCGAAGCCCUCGUACGACGUGGUAAUUAUUUCCUGGACCGGAAAAUGACCGGUCGUACAUAUCGCCGCUAGCUUUGCCUUAUCUGCUACCCAGUUCCCGUUGUCGGGAUGUGUACAUGAAGCACUUGAAACACGCCACUGGCAGCUCUUACAUGCUGAGUGGACACACUGACCAGUAGUAUGGGACAAACAUCAAAUUCUCGCUCCAGUCGACUUUUUUGAUUCCAUUUAGGUCCCAUAUGAACUGUGCAAAAUUUCAGCGCAAUCGGUGAAACUAUAAUUUAGCGCAAGCGGCUCAAAGUUUUCAUAGGAUUUACUAUGGGAAAAGAUGCACUUUCAAUCAAAAAACCCCACAGGCCGCCCUUUAUCUCCUUAAUUCAAAUCGAUCAACGUUUCUUGUAGAAAAAUCAUUUGUGAAACUUUCCAUCGAAGACCGCAAAACGAUUGGAUGCUUGUGGAAAAAGUUAUUGAUUUAUUACCGAUUAGUGAUCCAACGAACGGCUUUUUGUUUUGUUUUAUUAGCAGCACUGUAGCUGCUGCCUUGGCUGCUGCUGUUUCUGGGGGUGGUGAUGCCUCCCGCCACCCCAUGCAACAGCGGCAGCAGCAGUGCUGCUGAUAAAACAAAACAAAAAGCAGUUCGUUGGAUCACUAAUCGGUAAUAAAUCAAAAACUUUUUCCACAAGCAUCCAAUCGUUUUGCGGUCUUCGAUGGAAAGUUUCACAAAUGAUUUUUCUACAAGAAACGUUGAUCGAUUUGAAUUAAGGAGGCAAAGGGCGAUCUCUGGGAUUUUUUGAUUGAAAGUGUAACUUUUCCCAUAGUAAAUCCUAUGAAAACUUUUAACCGUUUGCGCUAAAUUAUAGUUUCACCGAUUGCGCUGAAAUUUUGUACAGUUCAUAUGGGACUUAAAUGGGAUCUAAAAAGUCGACUGGAGCGAGGAUUUAUUUUUUUCCAUACAAGCGUGUCCCAUACUACUGACCAGCCUACCUUGCUCUUGCUGACUGCAGACGCCUUGUUCACCUCCCCUACGGGGAGCUUGAUCGUGCUAUCUGUGUGCCUGCCAGUCCCUUUUGCUGGUGGAUCGAUGCACUUGGUGCAUCCAUCUCGCAUUGCUGUUUAAGUGCGGCUGCGAUCUCUCCUGCGUCGGUGAUCUCGUACCGGUUUUUACACUGGAGAGUCGCCUCCGCCGUUAGGGCUCUUACCUGCAUUUUUUCACCUAGUACUUUUUGAGCUAGUGCUGUAUAGGAGGUUUCUUUUAUGGUCACGUGCUUCUUCAGCACUAGCACCAUCUCUACAGUUCUGGUGCGUUGGAUGCUUUUUACAUCCGUGCCCAGCGGUUAGAGUUGAUUUUCGCCUCACAUGAACCUCAGCACCUCGGCGUACGUGUCUGCCUCGGUUUCGAAGUCAUGUGCGUUGCUCCGUUCGCGUUUGUGAGCCGACUUCACUUUUCAGACUUUCUUCUUUCACAUAUAAAAACAAAGGUUCUUCUUCCACUGGUCCGAUUCCUUUUUUAGGUGGGCUUGGUUUCCCUGACCCUUGCGCAUUUCGCAACCGACUUGGCAGUUUGGUGAUUCGCGCUUGCCGUCCCUUUCUUUCUCUUGGCUUUUUGCCAGCCUUUGCCGGACCCUUCUUGAACCACGUCUACUCGGCAGGUUAAGACCAUGCCGUUCGAGCCGUAGGGUGGUUUGACCUCUGCGCUACGGCUCCGGCCGGCUGCAUGUUUUCGUGUUGUUUCGUCGCGUUGCUAGCAAAGAGGAAGCUUUUGGGUGAACUGCAACUGCGCCUCCCUGCUCGCAUCAGCCGCACUCCGCACUUCGACCAGGAGAGCAUACUCCUUCUUGGCCAGAGCCAGCAAUUUGCGUAACUUCAGCAUGCCCUUUUUCAGGUCCUUGCUAAUGGUAGUCUACCCGCUCGUGUAGCCAAUCAGCUCGUCAAACUGUUCGGCAACUACCAACAUCUUUUGUAUACCACUACUGUUGCGGUUUAGCGGCCGCGUCAGGUCCGCGUCCGUUAUCUGCGCUUCCUCGGCCGGUGUUGCACCGCUUCGUGCUCCUCCUGUUGAACCUCCUGCCGCCUGUUCGCUUUUGGGUACACCAGCCCCUCGUAGUGGCGAUCUCGCCAGUCCUCCUCGCGCGAUUACAUGUUUGGAUGCGGUUCCGUAUCGCUGCCGUAUGUGUGGAGUAUCUGAAGAGGCCCAGCAGAGCCCACUGCUGGGUCCCCACGCCUAGGCUUGCUCCGCUUGAGCAGUUCGUAUGCCCCGGUGCUCGGUCACUUACUGGUGCCAAAGGUAGUAAGUCCAAAAUACUGAUGUGUGGAUAUGGUUCGCUUAGAAAAUAAUCCUAAGCUCCCACCUGUUUGGAGAGUCAUUUGGAGCAUACUAAUUAUUUGUUGACUGGAGGAGGAAGUCGUGGUCUCCAGCAUUAGCAUUAGCAUUAAGCGAGUCGCACAAAUUCGUAGGUGGUACAGCCCUAGACCGCUGUUAUGAGGGUUGCCUCCUUCCCGCCCGAACCAAAGCACAAAGAUUUGGGACUAAUCUCUGACUCCUAGACAAGACUAACGCAAUCCUCCAAUGGUCGAGCACUGUCCUGGCCACGUCCUUGCGACUGCUGAGGAAUGGGAAAGGAUGAUUAGUUUUGGACACCUAUGAGAAAUGUAGACAACUCUACGAUCUCUCAGGCCUAUGUGUCACGGGAAUUUGGGUGGUGUUAGUGGAAGGGUAAACUCCAAAGGAUACGCUUGGUUAACGUUCAGGCACACCAUUGUUAGACUGCUUCGAAUCAGUUGUCUGUCCAAUUCAUACUGGUUUUCUCGUCAACUUGUUGGCAUUUGGUUGAAUUACUAGAUUCUUCGGUUGAUAAUCUGAAAUAUAAAAUAAUAUUAACAUCGUACGUCAAAUAAGCUACAUAUUAGUGAUACGCUCGCCACAGUUACAUAUUUUUAAAAUAUUAUUUAUAUCGUACGAUACAUUUACCUGAAUCCUGCUGAAAUAAAAUGUUACUUAGCAGUACAUUGAAACACAAAUACUACAAAACACAAGAAAAAGAGCAUCUUAAAAUAUUUAAAAAUAAGGUAAAUAUCAAGAUCAAAAUUUGAUUUGAUAGAUCUCGGAGGAAGUCGUGGUCUCCAGCAGGUUCAAAUCACAGAGAAGAUCUUCGCAAUCAUCACAAUUUUUGGAUUGCAGAAGUCUGUAAUGUGUUUGGGUUACUCUUUGGGAACAAAUCAGCAGAUUAAUUCUAACAUUUUGUUAAGAGGAACCGCACGACAUGGCAAUACCUGAUGCACUGGUGGUGGCUUUUCACCACAUCACAUCAUCAUUUCAACCAUGCGUCAUGAUAUACGUUCAGAUUAAAUGCCACACGAGUGUGCUCAUAAAGGUUAUCCUUCGUAAUCGGUCAGUGUCUGUAUAUUUUUAUAACCGUCACCGUUCUGGCUCGUUGAUCUUCUCAACAGAUAGGGUAUCGCGCCACUUGGGCGGUGGCUUCUAUAUUCGUCUGUUUUCCACCAUAACUCAGUCAAUUUUGAACCAAUUGACUUGAAAUGUUGUACACGGGUAGAUACCAUACCUAUCUCACCACAUUCCAAAAAUUGUGUCAAUUGGUUCAAAUUUGACUGAGUUAUAGUGGAAAACAGGCGAAUAUAGAAGCCACCGCCCAAGUAGCGCGAUUCCCUACAUGCUGGAGAAGUGGAGGACAAAUAGCUUGAAUUAAGUGCAACGUUUGUUAUGGUGCUUACAUCUCGGCGCGCUUAUGCACGCAUAGUAUUCAUUAUGCAAUGUAAUAUGGGGAUUGGAAAUAUGAAACAAAUUAAAAUUAGCUUAUUCUACUCCAGGUUAAUUAUUAACAGGGGACAUUCUUACCGCUUUUAAUCAGUUGCAUUCGCUGUCUGUCUGCUGGUCAAAGUCAAAGUCGAAAACAAGAUAACGCCAGACAUAAUGGGAUUCAAUACUAUAAAUAUAAAUACAUAUAGUACAUUCGGAAGAGAUCUGUUCUAGACAGUGUUAUCGUUUUAUCAUUAUUGUAGUAGUAUUAACGUCAUAAGCAUGAACUCACAAAAAGAACCAUGCUAUCUCAUGAUCCACUGAAGUGAAAUUGUCCAAAUAUGCAGUAUGCAAUAUGAACAUCAUUUCAUUUUUUAUAUUUUAUGACUAACAUAGUUAAUACCGCUUUGCAUACAAAAUAGGAAUUGGAAUUCUAUGGUCGUAUGUGAUUGUUGCUUCAACAGUUACCACUUGAAGUGCAAGAAAAUUAGCUAAGAAGCCCUGAAUAAGCUAUCUGGAACACCGUAUUUUUGUUCCCCAAAAUGCAACGAAAUAUUCCGCAGAAUCACGAUUUUACUGUGAACAAAAACGGUGUGAUGCUGACAAGGAGUACAUCACAUCGACCAUAAAAGAUGCAUUGGCGCAGAAAUUAGAUGUUAUACUCAGAGAAAUUUGCCACCUUCAAGUCAACACGGUCACGAUGAGAUUGUCAAGGAGCAGGAUGGCCUCAAAUAGCGAUGUUCACAACUGGAAAAUAUGGUCAGCAAUCUGGAGGACGAAGUAGAUUUUUUGCAUCGUGAUAGGAUCUCAAACAACGUAAUGUUUUUUGGAGUUCCUAUGAUGACCGGCGAAAACACCAUUGAUGUCGUUCAAGCUACAAUCAACCGUUUAACUUAUGCGCAGCCCCAACUAGUCACCAGAAAAGAUAUCCUCUCCGUGUUUGAUUUCCUCCGAAGAAUAAGAGUUCCUUGGCGCCACCUAUACGAGUACCAUUCAAGACUUGUGACUGCAAAGGGAAAUUCAUGCAAAUCGUUUGACUGAUGCAGAACCUGAAAUCGACGGACGUGGAGCCGGCGUGGAUAGUGAAUGGCGUCGGAUCCAGAAUCUUCAUUCGAGACGAAGCAACAAAACUGAGUUAGCACAUCUACAAAGAGCUGAAGUCUAAACAGAAAGAUUGGGGGAUACAGUUCGUAUGGAUCGGCCGCAACAUUGUAGCACUGAUAAAAAAGAUGAUGCAUCAUCUGUUGUGAAAGUUAAAAACUGGGAUGAUUUCGCCAAACUAAACAGGGAUUAAUGUCUAAAGAAAAAUCUAAAUGAACUGCAUCUGAGAUCAGACCUCAACAGGAUCAAAUAUCUAAAAAAUAUUGCUCGUGAAUGAUUAAUUAUGUCGCCUUGCAAGUUUGAUAUGUUUUUAAUUUUAUAUUUUAAAUGUUUUUUUUCUCUAUCAAUGAACUCAAAAAUAUGUAAUUUUAAAUAUACUAAUGUAGAUGAAUUCAACUUAAAUUCAAAUUUAGCCUCACAAUUGAACCAGGACAGUUGUAUAUCAAUCCUACAACAAAAUAUGCAAGGAAUGAAUGAUUUCACAAAGUUUGAUGACUUUUCUCUUUUUUUUUUAAGUGAACUGCAAUCAAGUAUUGAUAUUAUUGUAUUACCUGAAACAUGGAUAAAUAAUGAAAAUGAAAAAUAUUAUAACAUUCCUGGAUUUAAACAGAUCAACUCUAGUAGGGUUGGCAGGCGUGGUGGUGGACUAAUAAUAUUUUUUCAAUCCAAAUUUGAUGUAGAAAUUAUUGAAAAAAAUAACUCUCAAUUAAGUUUUCAGUUUAUUCGUAUAAGCAUAAAAUUGUCACAAGUUGAGCGUUUACGUAUUUGUGCCGUAUACCGUCCACCAGUAGCAGAUAUGAAAGAAUUUCGGAAUUUCUUCGAAUCUGUUAAGGAAAAUUAUGCUAGAUCUGUUACUAUCAUACUUGGCGAUAUAAACAUUGCUAUAAAUAAAUCCAACACAAUUGUCACUGAUUACAAAAACCUUUUAGCUUCAUCUUCAUUUGAAGUAAUCAAUACAUUUAAAACUAGACCAGCCAGUGAAAUUAUUUUGGACCACGUAAUUUGUUAUACUAGUAACUUUCUUGAAAUAACAAAUUCUACCAUCUUCAACGAUAUUAGUGAUCACAUACCUAUCUUAUCAAAGUUUACCAUUAAAUCCAAAAAACAAAAGCUAAAAUUAUCGAAGAAUAUACUCAAUCAUACACAUUUUCAUCAGGAGUUCUACAGAUUUUUAGAAAAUUUAACCCUGGAAGCAGAUCCGAAACAUACUUAUUAGUAUUGUGAACAAAUAUAAUGAACUACGUAGAGAGCAUAUUAAAACUGUUAAAUACAAGCAAAAGUUAGAGAUACUUAAUGCUUCUCCAUGGAUUUCAGUUGAUGUUCGGAAGCUAAUGGAGAUAAAAAACAAUUUUUUUCGGGAGCUAAAACGUUGCCCGAGUGAUGACCACACGAAGGAUCUACUCAAGCAUGUAAAUAAAAAAUUGAAUUCUGCAAAAAACGCUGCGAAAUCUAAAUUUUAUGCAGCACUGUUCAGCGAUGGUGAUGCCAAAAAAAAUUAGAACAACAUAAACAAAUUACUUGGAAAGGGCGGGAAACAGAUGCACAAUCUUUCGAUAAAAGUCGAAGGAAUGUUAAUAGAAGGUGGCAAUAGAAGUCAACAAUUAUUUUACUAAGGUUGGUAGUGACUUAGCAAGAAACUUAAAUAGUGAAAGAAACUUUAACAAAUACAGAACCAUAUGCCGGAUUCAACAUUCUAUAUUUUUGGAAUCAAUCUUUUACUAACCUUACCGAUCAGGCUAAGGCCGGGGUGGCCUCUGCUGUACAUAGUAUACAUAGCCGCCUCCAUUCCACUCGUUCCAUGGCUGUUUGUCUUCAGUUCCGCACUCUGUGUAGGGCCCGCAGAUCGUCCUCCACUUGGUCGACCCACCAAGCUCGCUGCGCUCCACGUCUUCUUGUACUGGCCGGAUGACUCUCGAGAACCAUUUUAGUCGGGUUGCUAUCCGACAUCCUGAUGACGUGACCCGCCCACCGUAGCCUCCCGAUUUUCGCGGUGUGGACGAUGGUUGGUUCUCUCAGCAGCUGAUGCAGCUCGUGGUUCAUUCGCCUUCUCCAAGUCCCGUCUUCCAUCUGCACUCCGCCGUACGCAACAUCUUCCGUUCGAAAACUCCAAGGGCGCGUUGGUCCUCUGCAAGUAAGGUCCAUGUUUCGUACCCAUAGAUGACGACCGGUCUAAUCAGCGUUUUGUAGAUGGUUAACUUCGUGUUACGGCGAACUUUAUUCGAUCGUAGAGUUCUGCGGAGUCCAAAGUAAGCACGAUUUCCUGCCACAAUGCGCCUCUGAAUUUCUCUGCUGGUGUCGUUGUCGGCGGUCACCAGUGAGCCCAAGCACACGAAUUCUUCAACCGCCUCGAUUUCAUCACCGUCGAUAUAAAAUUCGGGGUGGCGGGCGCGAUGAUUCCUCCCUGGAGCCCUUUGCCGUCGUGUACUUUGUCUUCGACACAUUAAUGACUAAAGAGGAAUUCCACGGAGUCAUGUCAGUCGAUCCUGAGCGACCAUUUCAAAAAUAUCUGAAACUUUGCACAGUUUUUCAAUUUCAUCUAAAUCGUCAUUUUUCGAUAUCAAACCUUCAUAUUCACUCACGACUAACUUUUCAAAAGGGUGUAUGCGAAAAUAGUUCAAAAAUAUUCUAAAAGCUGUACAGCAAAAACGGAUUGUUCGAUUGUUAUGAAUUUUUCAGCAAAGUUAGAUAACUAAAUGAUGAUUCCUUAGAAAAUAUACACUGUAAAAAAUUUCUUUUUUUACUACAAAAAAAAAAGAUCUUUGUCACAAAAACUCAAAUAUCUCAGAACCCUAUCUUUUUACCAACGUCAAUUUUUUAGGGAAAAUGGCCCAUUAUAUCAGCUAUCUACCAUAAAAUUUUGGUGAUGGUAAACUGAUUAACAAAAAAGUUAUGACAUUUCAAACAUUUCACAAUUUUUACAUUUAGUAACAAAAAAAAACAUUUUUUUCUGUGUAAAUUAUUUCGAGAACUAUAUUUUGAUGCUGAUUUUAUUGUAAAGGCUACCGCAUGAAUUAAACAAGUUGUUUUCAUGAUAUUUUUGUUUGAUUAUUUAUAAUUACUAUAGUAUCUAUUUGAACCUUACACGCGAUCCAGUGUUGUGAUCAAAAAUAUUGAGAUUGUCAUACUUUUUAUUGUACGUGACUGGUGAAAAAAUCCCUUGAUAGUGUUGAAAAGCUGUUGAUCAUAAGAAAAAUGGAAUUAAACUUAUUUUGAAGACGAAAGCUGCAUAAUAAAAGUUUUAUAUAUACGCGUAUACGUCUAGUUGAUCUGCAAAAAAAUACCUCUUAGGGUCGAUUUCUUCACCCUGGCUUAGGCGUUAAGCCAGGUUUAAUUAUAUGGGUAAGCCUGGCUUACGGGUUAAGCCGAGGUGAAGAAAUCGGCCCUUAGAGAACAGACUUUAUGAUCGGAAAAAUGCGAGUAACUUCAACAACAACAAAUGCAUGAGAGGUACAUACCACAGACAAACAGACAAAACGCCUAGAACAAUUUUCGUGAAAAUCCAUCGCCCAGUUCACACUACCACCACCUGGUGGAAAUGUUUCACGAAACACUGCGUUGUGCAAUAUCGUCAUCAGAAGGCGCUAGUGUGAAACGUCAAACGCAAAGAAAAACGAUGGGCACUCUUCUGGUUAUGAAAGCCACAACCAAGAUUCAAAAUGAUCGUUAAAGGCGUGGUCAAUGAAAAUGUCGUCAGUGUUACGUUUGUUUGUCUGUAUACUAGGGUGGCCCACACUUAUAUGAAAAACAAAAAUUUCGAAAAAUGCUAAGUCUUACCUCCUAAAUAAGUUGUUUUGGACUCCCAGAAGCUACGUUCAAAAUUUGAGUAAAAUCGGUUGAGCCUAAGGGGGCGCUCAAAACGCUUGAAGUUUAUAUGGGAAAACUUGGCCAAAUGUAUGUAGAAAUUUUAAGUUUUCUAAUUUUGCCGCUAGGUGGCGCUGUAAGCGUUCAAUAAUCAAACCCUUUGGUAUUAUUGUAGGUGACUAUAUGCCAAACAACUUUGUCGAAGACCGCAAAGUGAUCCGACGCCUGUGAAAAAAGUUAUACCCUAGGCAAAGUGAGGCAAAGUAGUGAGAUUUCAUUAUUGAUAUUAUUCUUUUACAUGUAUUGGAAAAACAACAAUAAAGUUUAUCCUCACUUUACCAAGGGUAUAACUUUUUUCACAGAAGUUGGAUCACUUUGCGGUCUUCGACAAAGUUGUUUGGCAUAUAGUCACCUACAAUAAGACCAAAGGGUUUGAUUAUUGAACGCUUACAGCGCCACCUGGCGGCAAAAUUCGAAAACUUAAAAUUUCUGCAUACAUUUGGCCAAGUUUUCCCAUACAAACUUCAAGCGUUUUGAGCGCCCCCUUAGGCUCAACCGAUUUUGCUCAAAUUUUGAACGUAGCUUCUGGGACUCCAAAACAACUGAUUUAGAAGGUAAGACUUGGCAUUUUUCGAAAUUUUUGAUUUUCAUAUAAGUGUGGGCCACCUUACUGUAUACAUACCAUGAAAAUGCUCACGAAAAAGCAAAAAAAUACUACCGCUAUGGAUAUUAAAAAUUUUAUAGUAAAUUUUUUCUUCGUCCAAGCAAACAACACCAAACUAGUCAGUUAAAACUAAUAAGUGAUUUUGUUUAUUAUAAUCUAACGAACAACAUGAACAGUCGCUUUCUCAAAGGUCUUCAACUCAACGCUCUCUUGUAGACCGCUUGUGAAAAAAAAUGUUCAAAAGAGUUACGAAAUCUCAUAGAUAAACUGAAAGAGACUGGUUAUGCCCAAAUUGAAUACAAAUUUACGCAUUUGCACGUCCUGCCGUCUAGACUUUGACAAACGAGCCAUCUGUAUAUCAUCGGUAAAGCAGGGCGCAGGAAGUUCGAAAACGACAACAACUGAGAAAUUGCCAGAAGUGCUAAGUGCAGAGAGUCAUGCCACCGUACCAUCAGCGACAUCUGUUUAAACAAUUUAAUCACGCCUCUUUUCAAAAAUGCUUUGACAUAUACUUCAACAUUUAUACCCAUUUCAAUAUUUUUAACGUUGCAAAACACGCUUUCAACAUUCAUCUUGAAGAAGAGGGAAAACACUUGUCCUCAAAUGUAACAGCAAAUUAAUCAAUAAACGACUAAUGCGCGGAGGGCGUGAUAAAAUCGGAACAGUACUGUACAUAUAAUAUACAUAAUACAUAAUAAAAACAGAUUGUUUUACUCACGCAAGGCCAUUAACAAUAAAAUCAGCAUCAAACUGCGCUUUCCGGCCGAAAUAAUUUACACUAAAAAAAAUUAUUACUAAAUGUGAAAAUUGUGGAAUGUUUGAAUUGUCAUAACUUUUUUGUUUAUUAGUUUAUCAUCACCAAAUUUUUAUGGUAGAUUGCUAAUACAAUGGACCGUUUUCCCUAAAAAAUUA
Molecule: messenger RNA, 16111 nt
Organism: Aedes albopictus (Asian tiger mosquito)
Lineage: Eukaryota; Metazoa; Arthropoda; Insecta; Diptera; Culicidae
Exons: 2
Coding region: 11018-11950 (310 amino acids)
Source: RefSeq, a predicted model, not a curated record